CCACCAAUUAAUAUUAAUGAGGGAAGAUUCCUCACUGCCUAAAGACCCCUAUUGGGCCCAGAUGGGGGGGCAGGCCCCACCCCCAUGACUCAGGAGGUUAAAGGGCUUGGGGCCAACCUGCGAGCCCAGAGUCCCGAUGGCGAUGGCGUGUGGCAGCAGGAGGAUCACCAUCCAGCUGGUGGGCGAGGAGGCUGAGCCUGGGACCAGCGGCCCGAAGCCCUUUCGGGGCCAGAGCUAUGAGACAAUCCAAGCAGCCUGCCUGAAUGAGGGCAUCCUGUUCCGUGAUCCCUACUUCCCUGCUGGCCCUGAUGCUCUUGGCUACGACCAGCUGGGGCCGGACUCAGAGAAGGCCAACGGGGUGGAAUGGCUGAGGCCGCAUGAGUUCUGUGCUGAGCCCCAGUUCAUCUGUAAGGACAUGAGCCGGACAGACGUGUGUCAGGGGAGACUGGGUAACUGCUGGUUCCUUGCGGCCGCCACCUCCCUCACUCUGUACCCCCAACUCCUGUACCGAGUGGUCCCCCCUGGACAGGGGUUCCAUGAUGGCUACGCAGGAGUCUUUCACUUCCAGCUCUGGCAAUUUGGCCACUGGGUGGACGUGGUGGUGGACGACAGGCUGCCCGUGAAAGAGGGGAAGCUGAUGUUCGUGUGCUCGGAUCAGAGGAAUGAGUUCUGGGCCCCACUCCUAGAAAAGGCCUAUGCCAAGCUCCACGGCUCCUAUGAGGUGAUGCGAGGCGGCCACAUGAAUGAGGCUUUCGUGGACUUUACAGGCGGCGUGGGCGAGGUGCUCUACCUGAGGCAAAAUAUCCCAGGCCUCUUCUCUGUCCUGCGCCAUGCCCUGGCCAAGGAGUCCCUCGUGGGCGCCACUGCCCUGAGUGAUCGGGGUGAGUACCAUACAGAAGAUGGGCUGGUGAAGGGACAUGCGUAUUCGGUCACGGGCACGCACAAGGUGUCCCUGGGCUUCACCAAAGUGCGGCUGCUGCGGCUGCGGAACCCCUGGGGCUGCGUGGAGUGGACCGGGGCCUGGAGUGACAGCUGCCCACGCUGGGAUGCACUCCCCACCGAGUGGCGAGAUGCCCUGCUGGUGAAAAAAGAGGAUGGCGAGUUCUGGAUGGAGCUGCAGGACUUCCUCCGCCACUUCAACACUGUCCAGGUCUGCUCACUGAGCCCCGAGGUGCUGGGCCCUAGCCCUGCUGGAGGCGGCUGGCACGUCCACACCUUCCAAGGCCGCUGGGUGUGCGGUUUCAACUCUGGCGGGAGCCAGCCUGGUGCUGAAACCUUCUGGACCAACCCCCAGUUCCGGCUGACACUGCUGGAGCCAGAUGAAGAGGCUGAAGAAGAAGAGGGACCCUGGGGGGGGUGGGGGGCAGUAGGGGCAAGGGGCCCUGCACAGGGAGGCCACACCCCCAAGUGCACUGUCCUCCUGUCACUCAUGCAGCGCAACCAGCGGCGCCUCAGGGCCAAGGGCCUCACUUACCUCACUGUGGGCUUCCACGUGUUCCAGAUCCCAGAGGAGCUGCUGGGCCUGUGGGACUCCCCGCGCAGUCGCGAGCUCCUGCCGGGCCUGCUGCGAGCCGACCGCUCGUCCUUCUGCGCCCGCCGCGACGUGAGCCGCCGCUGCCGCCUGCGACCCGGCCACUACCUGGUGGUGCCCAGCGCCGCCAACGCCGGCGACGAGGCCGAUUUUACGCUGCGCGUCUUCUCUGAGCGCCGUCACACAGCCGUGGAGAUCGAUGACGUGAUCAGCGCCGACCUGCACGCCCUCCAGAUCCCCUGCAGUCCCAUGGAGCUGGGGCUGGAGCAGCUGUUUCAGGAGCUGGCAGAAGAGGAGGAAGAACUCAGUGCCCCUCAGCUCCAAAUCUUACUAAGCAUUGCCCUGGAGCCUGCCAGGGCCCAUGCCCAGACCCCCAGAGAGAUUGGGCUCAGGACCUGUGAGCAGCUGCUGCAGUGUUUUGGGCAUGGGCGAAGCCUGGCGCUGCCCCACUUCCAGCAGCUCUGGAGCCACCUCCUGAAGUGGCAGGCCACAUUUGACAAGUUUGAUGAAGACGCCUCUGGAACCAUGAAUUCCUACGAGCUGAGGCUGGCGCUGAAUGCAGCAGGCUUCCACCUGAACAACCAGCUGACCCAGGCUCUCACUAGUCGCUACCGGGACAGUCGUCUGCACGUAGACUUUGAGCGCUUCGUGUCCUGUGCAGCCCAGCUCACCUGCAUCUUCCGCCACUGCAGCCAGCACCUGGAUGGGGAUGAGGGGGUCAUCUGUCUGACCCACAGACAGUGGAUGGAGAUGGCCACCUUCUCCUAGGAUCCCAGCAUGGGGCAUCACAGCUGAAGGCAGGAGAGCUGCUGGGAACCGCGCCUUCCUCUCUGCCAACCUGGACCAGGGUUUAUUCCACAAGGAGAGGGAUAUGAGCAAAAACCACCCUCCCUCAGACCCUUCCACCUCCCUGCCUGGUAUGGGGGCUGACAUGCUUUUGAUGUUAUGCAGUGGUUUAGACAAUGGCCUCGGGAGCCUGCCUGCCUGCAGUCAAUUUCUGGCCUCACCUAGUUGGGUAUGCUGGGCAAGUCACUGCGUCUCUUUGUGUUCUGCUCUUCUAACCUGUAACCGGGGUGGUAACAGCACCUUUCUUGGGCAGACUGCAUCAAAUAGUCCAUGUUUUGUGCUUAGAACAGUACCUAGCCCAGAGUGAGUCCCCAGCAGGGCUCACCGUUCUCGGGGGAACAGAUUGUGUGCUCCCUGCCCCACCUUGCUCUGGGGAGAGGUGUUCUGUCAUCGCUCUCCUAAGAAGCACAGAACAGACAGGAGAGGGA
Manis pentadactyla (Chinese pangolin) is the source of this 2805-nucleotide messenger RNA. RefSeq names its product calpain 12 (gene CAPN12). Lineage: Eukaryota; Metazoa; Chordata; Mammalia; Pholidota; Manidae. Bases 137 to 2299 code for a protein of 720 amino acids. Gene Ontology annotation, biological process: proteolysis. Gene Ontology annotation, cellular component: cytoplasm. The record is from RefSeq and is a predicted model, not a curated record. Gene Ontology annotation, molecular function: calcium ion binding; calcium-dependent cysteine-type endopeptidase activity. The transcript has 21 exons.